Messenger RNA from Pieris napi, 1233 nucleotides. Its product is annotated as gastrula zinc finger protein XlCGF49.1-like. The record is from RefSeq and is a predicted model, not a curated record. The coding region runs from base 376 to 1149 and encodes 257 amino acids. Gene Ontology annotation, cellular component: nucleus. The transcript has a single exon. Lineage: Eukaryota; Metazoa; Arthropoda; Insecta; Lepidoptera; Pieridae.
UAUAUAAAUCUUUCAGCAAAUUCACAGAAGAAAGCAAUAGAAAAAGCAAAGGAAGAAGCAAUUACUGUUAUUGAAAAUAAGAAUAAUGAAAAUAUAGUUCCCGUUAAUUCAAAGUGUGAAAAAGCUAAACCUUCUGUAUCGAAUAAUAAAGCAAAACAAGUAAAAAACAAAUUAAAAUCUCAACGAAAUGGAACAAAAAUACACAAGCGUAAGGAAAAUAAAAGUAUUGUAAAAAAAACAAAAGAUAAAAAUAAUAAUGCACUCAAAAAUUCAGAAAAUCUUAAAACUAACUUGCAUGAAAUUAAAACACAGAUAGAGACGCAAAAUGAACAGGGAAUAAAUAAUACUGACAAUAAAAGUGUGCCGAUUAAUAAUAUGUUUUAUUGUGAUAAGUGUCCGUAUAGAGGGCUAACGCAUUACAAAACUUCUCACCUACAAAUGCAUGCUUUAAAAAAAUUCGAUAAUGAAGUAUUUACCUGUGACAUUUGUCACUUUAUUUGUCAAAAUAAACAAUUACUAGAAAAGCAUGAUAAAUGUCACACCGGUGAUUUAUAUUGCUAUCUCUGUAAUAUAUGUUUUAGUACAAAACAUAGUUUAAGUAAACACAACAAAAUACAUACAGGCGAAAAGUCUUAUAUAUGUAACAUCUGUAAUAAGGCAUUUACACAAAAAAGUGAUUUAACUAAGCACAUAAGAAUACAUACAGGCGAAAAGCCAUACAUAUGUAACAUCUGUAAUAAGGCAUUCACACGCAAAAGUUCUUUAUCUUCUCACAUAAGAAUACAUACAGGUGAAAAGCCUUACAUAUGUAACAUCUGUAAUAAGGCAUUCACACGCAAAAGUUCUUUAUCUUCUCACAUAAGAAUACAUACAGGUGAAAAGCCUUACAUAUGUAACAUCUGUAAUAAGGCAUUCACACGCAAAAGUUCUUUAUCUUCUCACAUAAGAAUACAUACAGGUGAAAAGCCUUACAUAUGUAACAUCUGUAAUAAGGCAUUUACACAAAAAAGUGAUUUAUCUUCUCACAUAAGAAUACAUACAGGUGAAAAGCCUUACAUAUUAUGUUACAUCUGUAAUAAGCCAUUUACGGAUAAAGGUAAUUUAACUAAGCACAUAAGAAUACAUACAGGCGAAAAGCCUUAUAUGUAAUAUCAGUAACAAGGCAUUUACGAAUAAAAGUGAUUUAACUCGACAUAUAAGAACAUAUAAACGCCGAUAGUAAUAAAACUGAGA